Marasmius oreades (fairy-ring Marasmius) is the source of this 1914-nucleotide messenger RNA. RefSeq lists its product as uncharacterized. The transcript has 6 exons. The coding region runs from base 1 to 1914 and encodes 637 amino acids. Lineage: Eukaryota; Fungi; Basidiomycota; Agaricomycetes; Agaricales; Marasmiaceae. The record is from RefSeq and is a predicted model, not a curated record.
AUGGAGGCGAUCGUUUUGCCCAAACUUCCUCCCUUGGGCGAUCCAGAACUUUCUCCUCAUUCUCAGUCACCCUCGCCCUCUAUUCAUCAUCCUACUCCGAACGUUGAUGACGACCCUCACAAGCCACCAUCUCCUGCUCCUUCAAAUCAACCUUCCACUUCUUCGAAACCUCAUUCGACUGUAAAACCGAAGUCCAAAGCCAACGUUGCUCCUCCUCGGUCUCCGUCGCCACCACCACCACCACCCCCAGCGUUGAACACAGUUCGACUACAGAUAAAGCUCCACGGGCCGGACAAUUACCAGGUUGAUAUCGCGGCUCUUGCACGAGAGACUGGCCAGAGAUCGCCUACGCCUGCACAGAAGAGAGCCGACACAAGUGAGAGCGAAGAGGAACCAGGACCACAACAGGAGGAGUUGAAAAAGAAGAAGAAGAAGAAGAACGCGGCGUCAGAGUAUUACGACGUUUCGGAUCCAUUUAUUGAUGAUUCAGAGCUCGCGUUCGAUGAACGCACACAUUUCGCCCAGACGAAACAGCAGGGCUUUUAUGUCUCAUCCGGAGAAGUCGCAUUGAUGAAGGACCAUACCAAAUCUCCCGCGAAGAAACCCAGAUCCAGAAAACCUCCACUUUCCGUUCAAUCUGCCAACGUCGAUCCACCAUCUGUGUCUGCAAACGGUCCCAUUACCGGCCAUGACGGGACCAAAGAUUCACCAAUCCCUCUCAUGUCUGAUAGUGAAAUGGAGCCCAAUCAUCUGCAAACUCAAACCAAAGCAAAGGUGGGCACUCCUUUACACCCACCGCCCCACCCUGGUCCUUCAUUAGGCCAAGCACUCGCAGGAGGCGUUAUGGGACCGAGUGCAGGUGUCUUGCGUCGCCUCUCAUUACAUGAACCCCCAAUUCCGUAUCCUAACCAGCCAACUUCCUCAUCCGUUGGGACAUACUAUGAUUCAGACGGUGGUUCCACUCACGAUCAUGGUGCCCUUGUCAAUGGCGACGGCGACCACGUGAGAACAGGGGAAAAGCGAAAGCGCUAUACCACCGUUGUUGAAGGUGGCAAGAAACGGAAGGUCGUGGAUGUCGCGAGCUUUCACCCAGAGCUCCAGAAGUCUCUCGAGGUGCUUAAGGGAGCUAUUGCUGCGGAGAACUGGGAGCAGAAGGGCAAAUUCCCUCCGAAUAUCAAACCUCUACUCGCCCAGAUCGCUAUACAAGCGAUCAAAAUGGACGAAUACGACGAACAUUUUUUCAACCUAAUGCCAGUUCUGUUCCCCUACAACAAGUUUACGAUGAGUAAACUUAUCAAGCGAACGGUAUUUGCAGAGCACACGCAACUUCUGGUACAACGGCAGGAGGUGCUUUUGAAGGAGCUUAAGCGUCAUGCAGACGAAGGAUUUGCCAAAGCUGAAGAGGAAUGGGAAAAGAGUUGUGCUGCAUGGGAUAAACGACAGAAGAAAGCUAAAGCUGAAGCACGCGCUCUCGUUGCACACAACGUCGGAGACGACUCGGCUUCUAACGCCCCGACGCGACAUCCCUCAGCUGAAGACAUGGAUAUUGAUAUGGAAGGUGGGGCAGGAGGUAACGAUGCAAAUGGAGACGGCGGAGGCAAGGACGGCGGGAAAGAAGGGGGAAAGGAUUCUCAACCGCCAGGUAAGAAAUUCAGGUUGACGGAAACAAUGAAGGCAAUUGUUUGGGAGCUGGUACUAUUGAGCAACGAAUGCUGUAGGCUCGAGAAUGAAAAGAACACACUCGAAGGCUCAGUAAUGCAAGUCAGUGAACAAGGUCUCCGUAAAGUUCUUUAUCAGAAAAUGCUCGCCUGCUUCCCGCCGGGAUGGAUGUCUACAGGACAGAUAUCCAGGGAUGUGAGCGCCAUGAAGAAGAGACUCGAGAAAGAACAGGCUGAACAAGUCGAGGAAAUGUGA